Molecule: messenger RNA, 981 nt
Organism: Talaromyces stipitatus ATCC 10500
Lineage: Eukaryota; Fungi; Ascomycota; Eurotiomycetes; Eurotiales; Trichocomaceae
Exons: 6
Coding region: 1-981 (326 amino acids)
Source: RefSeq, a predicted model, not a curated record
AUGUUGCAAUGGUUUACCCAACUUCGAUAUCCAAAUAUCGUAUCAAAAGAAUGCUUUUCCGCUGAAGACUCGUUCUAUGCUCUGUGUGAAGAUCUCCCUCUGAUUUUAGAGCAUCUCAUUGUUUAUCGUGCCUACCCCACUGAAGCCCAACUGGCCUUGAUCGUAAAACAUAAUCCGAAAUGCCCUUGGAGAUGGCAAUCACUUUCGUCGCCCGCCCUUUUAAAUCAGGGGCAUAAAAGUAUUGAAAAGAUGGACGGCGCCGGUGGUAUUGACUCGGAAGUGGUCAAUCACAUCUUGUUCAAGGGCUUUUGGAUCGCGGUCCUGUGGAGGAAUUCCACCAACCAAACCCACGGGCCUGGGACGAAGCUCAAUUCAGAAAGGCCUACAUAUAAGACCUAUUUGAGCGGUGGCAAUCUCUCGUCCAUGACUGAAGCAUCUCCUGAGAAACCUGCCAUUUUAAUUGGUUUGGAUGAGACUGUAGGAAUGUUUGUGGGAGUGAAAAUCGAUAAGUACGACCUUAUUGGUAAUACGAGUUUAUACAAAGGCGAGGAUCGUGAAGAAGCUCUGGUGUUAAAAGAGUACUCGAAGACUCUGCUAGCCGCCUCAACAAUCUAUAUUAUGUGUCUCGCAUGUGCCAAAAUCGCCCUCCUACUGUUCUAUUACUCAUUACUGCAUGUAAUACAAUUCUGGAAAUAUUUCAUGCACGUUGUCAUUGGAAUCAUCGCAGUAUAUACCAUUGCAAUAUUCUUUUCACUCAUCUUUGCAUGCCAUUCUAUUGGAAAAAGUUGGGACCCUACGCCUCAGACAUCGCAUAUGAGUUAUUGUGUUGAUCGAUUGGGUCUAUAUCUUGCGAAUGCAAUCCUCAACACGGUGAGCGAUAUCAUAUUGACUCUCAUUCCCGUUCCCAUUGUUUGGAGUUUGCAUGUACCGGUUGGACAGAAGCUGGGGAUAGCGGCUAUAUUUGCAAUUGGGUGUUUGUAA